AAGAGCUUUAAAACGUACCCGUAGCAAUAAUUUACCUUGAGCUUUACUUUUUAUACUGUAAUCGAACACGUUUACAUAGAAGAGGCGAAGACUACCGUGUCUAGUGAAUAAAAUGUGUUUAAACCACGCCCGGCUCGGAUGGUGAGCCAAUGGGGCCGGGUGCCGGCGAGGGAGUCGGCGCAGGACCCGCCUUGCCACCGCGGCCGACUUAGUUGACAUGAGACAAUCGCGAGGCGCGGUCGCGUUCCCGACCCACCACCACACAACAACUGUGCUCCAGGGUGCUCUACCAUACAUCCGUCAGUGUUUGCGGUACCACAGUGGCUCUGAAAUGACUUAAAAGAUGAAUGAAGGCAGCCAAAUUCACAGUUAAUGUUUGUUUUGUUUUUUAUUUAUGAGUGAACAUUUGAAGAAAAUCAACAAAGUGUUGGGUGUAAAGGUGGAAAUGAAGACGGAGCACCGCACUUGCUGCGCGUGCGGCGAGCCCAUCGCGGACCGCUUCCUGCUGGAGGUGGGCGGCGGCGCGUGGCACACGGCCUGCCUGCGCUGCUGCGUGUGCGCCGUGCAGCUCGACCGCCACCCCUCCUGCUUCCUGCGCGACCGCCAGGUCUACUGCAAGCAGGAUUACGCCAAGAGUUUCGGCGCGAAGUGCUCCAAGUGCUGCCGGGGCAUCUCGUCGUCGGACUGGGUGCGCAAGGCGCGCGAGCAGGUGUACCACCUGGCAUGCUUCGCGUGCGACGCGUGCGGCCGCCAGCUCUCCACCGGCGAGCAGUUCGCGCUCCACGAGGACCGAGUGCUCUGCAAGCCGCACUACCUCGAGACACUCGACGGCGGCUCCAUCUCUUCGGACGAUGGCUGCGACUCUGAAGGAUAUCACAAAAGCAAAGCCAAGCGGGUUCGAACGACUUUCACCGAGGAGCAACUGCAGGUUCUCCAAGCGAACUUCCAACUGGAUUCGAACCCCGACGGGCAAGACUUGGAGCGCAUCGCGCAGGUGACGGGGCUCAGCAAGCGCGUCACGCAAGUCUGGUUUCAGAACAGCCGCGCGCGCCAAAAGAAGCAUCAGCACACUGGGAAAGGAAAACAAAACCAGCUGAUGUCGCGGGACACGGACCCGGUGGGGUUUGGCCGACCGAUCAACCUGCACCUCACCUACUCCUUCCAGAACAAGCCCCCUUUUGUCCCGAUAGACGGCACUUCGUUUACGGAUUCCUCGAUGGAUGAGCUCUCGGAAGAUUCGUCGAUCCAUUGCAUGCAGAGUGAAGUCUAAAAUUGAAACCAAUGGGUAUCCAUUCGUAUAAAUGAGUAGUCUGUUUAGAGCCAGCAUUUACAGCUUUUGUUUCGAGAUUGUCUACUUUUGUGAGGGUAGAAGAUUAACAACCAAUACUAGAUAUUUAGAGAAUUAAUGUAAAUUAAUAGUAUUUAAGUCAAUGUAUAAAAUAAGGCCUAAUCAAAGUAACUAUUUCUAAAUUAUUGUAAAAAGUUAUAACUAUUUAUUUAUUUAUUUUUAGUAACUGUGAUACUUAUGUUUGCUGUCAAAACCUCUAUUGUUUGCCUUUGAAUUAAUAGCUCCUAGAAUAUAAUUUAUUUUUUACGUCUAAGUAUAGGUACAUAUAACCUUCAAAUAAUUAAAUUACUAGAAUUAGUAGGACCUACUUUUUCACUUCUACAAACUUAUGUAAAAUCUCCAAUAUUUGUGCCAAAACCUAAGUUUUGUCCAGUGAACUAUUUCAUAUAGGUAUAAGUAAAUACCUACAUAAUUUAUAAAGUGAUAUUACACUCACAUAAAUACAUAUAUUGAUAUCUAAUUCUAUCAUCUAAUCUCUUGUCUUAAUCUCAGUUUAACAUGUUAUUUGAAAUCAAUUUCAGGCCCGACCGUGAUCACAUUAAAACCUUUAAAUAACGAUAUUCACUAAGUUCACUGUUAAAUAUUUUGCACAACAUGAUAAAUGAAACUUGACUUAAUUUAUAUACAAUAUUUUUAUUGAUUACUCAUGACUAAAAGAAUAAGUAAUGGUCACUUAAGUCAUUACUUACGACAUUAUCACAUAAUUACAAUUAACAUAAAUUCUUACAAGUUAAUUACCUGUUUUAUAAAACAGAUCUCGAUGUAUAAGGGACUUAGAUAAACAUACCCUAAUACCUACAUCCUCCAACAAAGUUAUUUUAUGCAAAUUAGCCUUGCUCAAUAAUAACCAAGUGCCAAUGCCUUCGUUCUGGUUUCAUAAAUACAUGUUCCUUAAUUAUAUUAAAGUGAAUCACUAACUGAUUAGUCUGCAAUUCUAGUUAUAGUCGUCAAUUAUAUAUAUUAUUGUAAGUUGUACGUGUCCAUCGAAUAUCAUAGAACAUUACUUCUUUAUUACCUAAUAAUUAUGUAAAUAGCUAAUGAUACUUAGUCAUUUAUCAAAAAACAUGUCAAUGUAUAACGUCGUCUAUAGUUUGUUAUGUGAACGCGAUUCAACAUCUCGUCAUUGUAAUAUUACAUGCUUGGUGAGUACCUACUACAAGGUACUUUAAGUUAAUCUUGUACAAAUUUAUUGAAUAUAAUUAUGUUGAUAAAAAAUUAAAUACUUUUUUAAAUACCACUGUCCCAACGUACAACGUACCUAACUUGCAUUCAGUGUUGAGCACAUACGUUAUACUAAGUACCUGCACAGAUUUUAAAACUGAAGGCGGCUCACUAUAAAUUUAUUUUGAUUUGCAUCGCAAUUUUUUUCUAAAUAAGCUCUACAUUUUCUUACAUUCACAAGACAAUUUGUCACGUAAUAAAUAUGUAGGUUUAUAGGAAAGAGUCAGAUAUAUCGUACCAGUUUUAGAGUUAGUUACCAUUGUAUUUUACUGUGCACAUAUAAGUUUAGUUACUUGGCUACAUAUACAUUCUGAAGAUGAGCAUUUUGGUAUUAAAUUAACAUAGUCGAAAUGCAUUUUGUCAGAAGCACUGCCAUCGUUACGACGAGCUGGUUAAAUCGCCACUAUUAAAAUUGUAUCUAUGAAGCGUUUUGCAAGUCCAUUGCUUAUUAUAGAUCGAACUAACAAAUAUUUACUCGUAAUACCAGAAUCAUAUUUACACGAGCUGAAAAUAUUUGAUCGUUUAAAUCGUUACUAUGCUAGUUCAGUAUUAUAUAGUGCGAUUUAAACGACUAGCUAUGUAUGAUAACAUACAAAUAAGACUAUUUUUAACACCUAUGCAUUAAACCCAUUUAUAUUAAUAUUUAGUAAAAUACUGUUAAUUACGUAUUUUUAACUUGAUCCAGAUCACAAGUUAUGCUGUCACAAACCCACAUUUAAAAGUUAGAUUACUUAUCCAGACCAAAAUCAUAUUUUUUCUCUCUUUCGUUCGUUUAUACAUGACUAUGUAUGUACGACUGUACACCAUGUGUGAUUAGAUUAUAGAGCUUAAUUCUAUUAGAGCACUGUUUGGUUCCUUACGUGUAAAUAAACUAGGUUGUUUAAUUGGAAAUCUAGAGGUUGUACAAUUUAACCGGCAAUACGAUCCGACCCGACUCUUCCCUAAAUAUACAGUGAGAAGAUUUGAAGACUUUUUUUCGUGGUUUCUUAUGGAUAAACAUACUCAAGUAUAGUACAGUC
Cydia fagiglandana is the source of this 3588-nucleotide messenger RNA. It is a transcript of the gene Awh, whose product is annotated as LIM/homeobox protein Awh. NCBI's taxonomy places the organism in Eukaryota, Metazoa, Arthropoda, Insecta, Lepidoptera, Tortricidae. Gene Ontology annotation, biological process: regulation of transcription by RNA polymerase II; neuron differentiation. Gene Ontology annotation, cellular component: nucleus. The record is from RefSeq and is a predicted model, not a curated record. The transcript is spliced from 6 exons. Gene Ontology annotation, molecular function: DNA-binding transcription factor activity, RNA polymerase II-specific; RNA polymerase II transcription regulatory region sequence-specific DNA binding. Bases 395 to 1270 code for a protein of 291 amino acids.